Prorocentrum cordatum is the source of this 992-nucleotide messenger RNA. The record is from the annotation of a GenBank genome assembly. NCBI's taxonomy places the organism in Eukaryota, Dinophyceae, Prorocentrales, Prorocentraceae.
CCUCCUCCUCCUUUUCCCCGCCCGUCUCUGUGAGAGAGGGCAGCUACACGCCACCGCCGCCGCCAAGCUUCGACAGGCCCCUAUCUUGGGGCUAGGUUUUGGUGUAUACGUCGAGGCACAGAAACAGUGCAAACAUAAACUUCCAGAGGUCCGCGCGGAUGUCUUGGAUCGGCAUUGGGCCCCCUUUCCUGCGCGCCCUGCCGCGCCGGAGGCGCCGCCUGGCGGCUCCAGCGCCGAUAAAGGACAUCGCGUGGCCCUUCGCAAUUUUAUGUUAUGCCAUUUCUUGUUUCUCGAAUACACCGCCUCCAUGCCCGGCAAGGGACGCCAUGUACACCAAGGUCCGGCCCGAAUUGGGGUUUGCGGAGACUUAUUGGCAGGGUGUUUGCAGGUUCGCGCCUCGUCGGCACAGCGGGUCGACCGCAGCCAGGGCGCUGAAGUCAACCAACAUGGAGCGGUCCUAUGAUUGAUUAUGUUCUCUGGCGGUGCAGUAGGCACGUCAAGUGAGAAACCCGCCUGCCAGCAGAUGCCCCGUGGAUAUUUUUAAUCACCCGAUGGAGCCCCAUUCGUCCUUUAUGCGGCGGUGCUUGUGGUAGCGCGAUGCUUGCAUGGCAAGGUUUCUUAUCGUCUGUGUCUACUUUGUGCUCGCCCUCUCCUUGACCACCCCCCUUCCGCGGAAUUGUUUUGGGCGGCCCGGCCCUCGGCCGGGCCGCGCGCCACUGCGCCGCCCCGGUGCCCCGAAGCGGGCGGCGGCGCAGCCAGGCAUGAGGCUAACGCACACACAGGGCACGCCCGCGGACGGAGCGGUCCGCUUAUCGGGUCGGGCGGAAAGAGGGGGGUGGUGCCCGUCAUCGCGCACAUAUUUUUACACGCGAGGCGUAGCUUCUUUUCGCCCGACCCGAAGCUCGCGGGCUCGGCAGUGGCGCGGGCAGUUCGAACGCAGACGUUUUUGCUCCUGGGAGAGCCUUCUCGCGGCGAGCGCGCUGCGGAAACAA